AAGGCAGUGGCAGCGGCACUGUGGUCACACAGCUCCAGACCGCCAGCCAUGCCUUCGCUCACUCUGUGCCUCUUAGGGGUCCUGGCCACAGUGGCCUGCUCUGCCCCGGUGGAACCCACGGGCAGUACGGAGCCGGCACAGUAUGAAGAGCUGACCUUGCUCCUCCAUGGGGUUCUCCAGCUGAGCCAGGCCCUCAAUGGCGUAUACAGGACCACCGAGAAGCGGCUGACGGAGGCCAGGCACGGCGUGGACCUCUCUGGCCACGUCCUAGAGUUUCUGGGACUAGAAGUCAGCCAAGGCCGGGAUGCAACUCAGGAACUCCGUACAAACUUGUCGGAGAUCCAGAUGGACGAGGAUGCUCUGCAGGCGCAGGCGGAGGCCGCAGCCCAGGAGCUGGCGCAGGCAGGCCAGGCACAGCAGGUGCUGCAGGAUGGCGUGCAGCGGCUGCAAACCCAGCUAAGGGACGCCUGGCUGGGCCACGCCCGGCACGAGCUGGAGACCUUAAAGGCUCACAGUAACAAGCAGAGCUACCUCAUGUGGGUCAUCAUGGGCCACAUGCAGCGACAGAAGCAGGAGAUGGUGGUGCAGCAGCAAUGGCUGCGACAGAUCCAGGAGCGACUGCACGCAGCGGCGCUCCCGGCCUGAGCCUCCCGAGCAGAUCUGAGGAUCAGUCGCACAGCAAGGGACAUGUCUGCACGCCAUUUGGCCCUGCACAGGUGGAGCUGCCUGUCUGCUGGGGUUGGCCAGGGCGCCCCCCGGUUUCAGGCACAGAGCAGAGGCAGCGGCUAGCGGGGCACAGGCAGAGGACACGGCCCCAUGAGGAGGGAAGAGGAAGGACGUGCGCUCCUUCGUGCCUCAGAGCAUCUUGCCUGGCAAGCGCAAGGGCCUGAGUUCAAUCCCCGGUUCCAGAAAAAAAAGAAACAUAAAAGCAGAGCAUCUCAGCCCUCGUCUGCCGUGUGUCUGUGUGCAAGGGGGAUGUCACCCGGCUGG
Molecule: messenger RNA, 990 nt
Organism: Octodon degus (degu)
Lineage: Eukaryota; Metazoa; Chordata; Mammalia; Rodentia; Octodontidae
Gene: Angptl8
Product: angiopoietin like 8
Exons: 4
Coding region: 49-645 (198 amino acids)
Biological process (GO): triglyceride homeostasis; regulation of lipid metabolic process
Source: RefSeq, a predicted model, not a curated record